Molecule: messenger RNA, 823 nt
Organism: Camelina sativa (false flax)
Lineage: Eukaryota; Viridiplantae; Streptophyta; Magnoliopsida; Brassicales; Brassicaceae
Source: RefSeq, a predicted model, not a curated record
AAAAAGCUUUUGGUGAUGAUGGGUUAUUGAAGCAACCCAAAGAGCUUUCUAUUAACAAAGUUGGACAUGCACUGCACGAGCUUGACCCAUUGUAUAAGGAAUUCACAUAUUCGUCAAAUUUUUCAAGUUUGGUAUCAUCCUUAGGUUACAAGAGACCAGUAGUCAUGCAGUCUAUGUACAUUUUCAAGCAACCUGGAAUUGGAGGCGAAGUUGUGCCGCACCAAGAUAAUUCUUUUGUGUACACGGAUCCACAGAGUUGUACUGGUCUCUGGAUUGCUUUAGAAGAUUCUACAAAAGUUAAUGGUUGUCUUUGGGCUAUUCCUGGAUCUCACAAGAAUGGUCUAGUUAGAAGGUUUAUCCGGGGGGGAAAUGGUGUAACCUUUGAUCAGCCAUCCCCAUCUUACGAGCAGAAAGAUUUUGUGCCUAUUGAAAUGAAAGCAGGCUCGUUGAUUGCCAUUCAUGGUGAUCUAAUUCAUCAAAGUUUCGAGAAUCUAUCCCCGAAGUCAAGACAUGCUUAUAGCUUACAUGUAGUAGAAUCUGAUGGAUGUAAAUGGGCAAAAGACAACUGGAUACAAAGAGAAUUAAUGCCGGAGCCUCUCUAUGUUCUUCCUUGAUUCAAGCUAGACGUGGAAAAACAUUGGAGUUGCUGUUUAUCAAAUUUCUUGUGAGAACUAUGAAAGUAAUAAGAACAUGGCUAAAAGGGCCUUCUUGUGUCAUUUGUUUGUUGAAAUACAAUUUGUUUCUGCUUUGGUCUCUGUAGUUUUGUCUUUAGAUAACCAAACUCAGUGGUCAAUAAAGUGUGACAGGGGUUACUUGAUGUUUC